AUGCGAGGAAAGCUGGAGAUCCUGGCCAUGGUGCUGGGGGCCAUAGGCCUGGUAGGUGUCAUCACAGUGACGGCGCUUCCCAUGUGGAAGGUGACGGCCUUCAUCGGUGCCAACCUCAUCGUCAUGGAGACACAGUGGGAGGGGCUGUGGAUGGUGUGCGUGCGGCAGGCGGACAUCAACAUGCAGUGCAAGGUGUACGACUCGCUGCUGAUCCUGCCGCCAGACAUCCAGGCAGCCCGUGGCCUAAUGUGUGUUGCCAUAGUCCUUGCCACCCUGGGCAUCCUCGUGUCUGCCUGUGGCCUCCGUCAGACCAUCUGGUGGCAAGACCACGGUCAGGGCAAGAAGGUGGCCCUUGUGGGAGGGGCGUGUCUCUUCCUGGCCUCAGCUUUGGCGACGCUUAUCCCUGUGUGCUGGACCACUAACACCAUCGUCCGUGACUUCUACAACCCCAACGUGAUGGAAUCUCGCAAGCGUGAGAUCGGACAAUCACUCUACAUAGGCUACGCCACCGCCAUGGUGCUGCUGGUUGCCGGGGUGAUCCUGAUCUUUCGCUGUCAGAAAGGACACAACGAGGAGGAGGAAGGGGGUUAUGCUCCAGCAGUGGAUGAGCGCAUGGACAUGAUGUCACUAAAGCGUACGCCCUCAGACUAUUAUGAUAUGAAACAGUAUGUCUGA
Molecule: messenger RNA, 675 nt
Organism: Pygocentrus nattereri (red-bellied piranha)
Lineage: Eukaryota; Metazoa; Chordata; Actinopteri; Characiformes; Serrasalmidae
Product: claudin-4-like
Exons: 1
Coding region: 1-675 (224 amino acids)
Biological process (GO): cell adhesion; bicellular tight junction assembly
Cellular component (GO): bicellular tight junction; plasma membrane
Molecular function (GO): structural molecule activity
Source: RefSeq, a predicted model, not a curated record